AUGGUUGCAGGGAGCUUUCGUGCGCUGUCUCUUUUGACUUGCUGGCAUCUGGGUGCUGCCAAUGCACCAAGUGCUUCUUCGGUAUGCCCCAAAGGCUACUUCAGGAACACCACCGUGCUGUUCCCCUGUGACGCGCUGUCAGGAGUGGCUUACGCACCUGUGAGCCCAGAGGAGGGGGUGACCAUAAGCGUCCCCUCAGGGGUAAAAGAUGCCCAGAUUGAUGUGAUUUCCUCAGUGGCGCUCACCAUUUCAGUGGGCGAUCCUUCGGAAGUGGCGGCAAUGACACCGCUGAUUCAGGGGCCAAAGUCGCAAGACUGGCGGGGCCUCGCUGUCGAGAUUGAUGCAGGACAGGUCGUUUCAGAAGCUACUGGUCACUGGCUGGGUUCCUGGCGGGCGGGCAUCACGUAUGAGGGCACGACUCCCAAGGAACUUGCCAUUCUGAUACAUGCAAAGAAGGGGACCCAUCGCCAUCUUGCAAACAUCAGCUUCGCUUAUUCGGCAUACAAUGGCUGCAAGAGGCCUGACUUGCCCAUGGGCUGCGACGACUUCGCACGCUUUGCGGCUCGCCAAUUGGUGUUUAACUGGAGCUCGUGGGUGCAAUCCCAGUACAAGUCUGCUGACAUGGCAUGGGAAAAGCUGUGUGACAGUGCGAUGCAAUCCGUGGAGCCACUGGUACCUGGUCCUGUGCCAUUCUACAUAUUCGGUGAUGUCUGGGCCCCCUGGCCAUUGGCAGCGCUGGUGCACCCUGGUUGGCGGGAAGCAUUUCGGUUCAUUGACUCACUGGGUGGGACUCCGCCCGAUGGCUAUGUCCAGAAAGCUGAGUUUGAGACUGCCUAUGGUUUGGCUGGCAUUUACCUUUCAAUGUUUGCUUGGUGCCAGCUUCUUCGCAAGCAGUAUACCACUUGGGAGGAGGCCUGGGACGCGUUAAGUGGCGUCGAAUUUGGCUUCAAAGCCCCAGUGGACUAUGACAGGUGGAAGACAUCAUUUUGGGCAAGCUAUCGCCCAGAAGCAGGCAUGAACAAGGCCUCCCCAGAUCAGGCCUUUGUCUACGCAGACGCAAAUGGCGACGAAGAGAUCUCGCAGCAAGAGUUCUCAUCGAUAUUUUUCAGUUGUUCGCCGGAGAAUGCCAACAAGCCACCUGGAGGCGCAGCCGCUCAUGCAGAGAAGGCGGAAGAAGCUGCGGCUCAUACUGCUAAGCCGGGCAGCAAUGCUUCUGCAGCACCAGUGGCUGCUUCAAAGGCGCAAGCGCCGACCGCACGAUGUUUGUACAGGGACGUUGAGUAUUCAGGUCAAGAAGUCGGAGUUUCUUCGACGCAGGCAAAUCUCACUCUCUGCCAGGCCCGGUGCCGCAGAACGCCAGGAUGUGCUCAUUUCACAUUCCACAACACUGAUGGCAUGUGCCGGAUGUUGGACAUGGAGGCCGGUUGGAGGGAAUCGUCGGGUCUUAUCUCCGGCCCCGUGAAGUGCGUGGCGCAAGUGCAGAUGAAGCUCGAGGAUGUUGGCGAAACCUCCAGCUUGGAGGGCAAGGCGGACUUGCUCAAGCUGGAGCUCGCAGAGGAGUUUGCCAAAUCCGCGGGCAUGCCUGUCCGCGACAUCCGGGACAUGCGCGGGAACCCGGGCAAGGUCUCCCUGUCCUUUGGCUCAGAACCUGGUGGGGAGCUCUUAGUCGGCUUCUUCGUAGAUGUACCUCCGGGUGGCGAGUUGCGGGACAUGGAGAAGAUUGCCCAUGAAAGCAAGGCGCACCAGAAGCUCCUCACGGCCCUUCGAGCCGACACAGGGCCAGGUGCAGAGAUGAAGGUGGAGGUGGCGGUGGUCCCAGACUCGCAAUGCUUUAUUCUCGGUACACGAUAUACGCCCGAUCUCAAUGCCCAACAGGCUGCGGUCACAACCGCCAAGGCUUGCCAAAUCAUGUGCACGCAAACAGAGGGCUGCCGAUUCUUCUCUUAUUUGCGGACAUCAAAGAUGUGCAGCCUCCAAGGAGAGUCUGCAACCCCCGUCUUCUUCGAAGAUUCCCUUGCAGGGCCACAGUUGUGCCACAACCUCCCCCAUGAGCCCGAGCCAUCUGCUGCUGAGCUGGAUGUUGAUUCUCCCGGUACCAUCUUCACGAGCUUUUGGUUCUGGUUCCUGUUGCUGAUGGCAUGUUGUUUGUGCAUUGCUGCUGCGUACUUUGCCUUCCGGAGGGGCCGCGUGUGCCCCAAAGGGUGGAAGCGCCAGUUUUCUCGCUCGCGAAAGCGCGAGGAAGGGAAGCUGUCGCAGCACAGAUACAUGGCAUUGCCGCCCACCGACCGGGAGCUCGAGCAGAACAUGCUUACCCAGGCCGCGUCAGACGCUGGCACACAGGGAUCCGUGCCUCGCCCGCUCCACCCAGUUGAUCUCGGCUCGAAGCUUCCGGGCUCCAGCUACCCCGGAAGUUGGGGAUCAACUGGAAGUCAGUGGAGCUGGCAGGUCGAGCGCCUUUCCACCGCACCAAGGGAAACUCGGGAAACUCCAGACUUCCCAAAUCCAAGCCGGGGCCAACUUGCUGCACAGGGUGCCUGGGGGCCAAGUCCCAGCGGACAGAGCUCCCCUUGCUCUCUGCAACAGUCCCCUCGAGCUUCUGCGAUGAGGGAUGACUCCCCCGACUGGAUGCCACACUUUCUGGGUGCGGAGGCAGUUCGAGAAGCAUACCACAACUAUGACGUCUCGCAACUGCACGCCAACCCAAACAACCCACCUGAGCGCUCAUCGUGGCCUGCUCCGCAAAUGCCCACCUGGAGGCUUCCGCCGCCAGUGUCUGCGGAAUUUCCGCAUGCCUCCAGCAUGCCGGGCAGCAUGGGCCUGCCGUGCCCUUCAGCAUUUCAGCCAAAUCCAGCUGGUUUCGGCGGCUCCUUGGACAACAUGGCAACAUGGCCUGCUCAUUGUGAUGUAUUUUGUCUCGGUCCAUCAAGUGCAUGCUUAAAACCUGAGGUCCUGUCUCCUUCGACCAGUCAUGGCAAAGCUGAGCUGCUGCAGGCGUGGGAUCUGAAUUCGUGUUGCUCUCUGCGUCAAGUGCCUGUGUCCUUACACGGGCGCAUUGACGAAGCAGCCGGUGCGCUGUCAAUGAAGCAGCUUCACCUGUCCAAAAAUCAUUCUUGUAUACUUUCGCGAUGCCUCUACGGCGCAGAGCCGCCACCGUGUGGGUGCCGGAGCAUCUUAAGCCCUGAAGGGCGGCGUCAGGAAAGAUCCAACGCAGUGGCCGAUCCUUUCGGUACAGGCAGGCGCGUUGAAUUAAUGCACUCGCCGGCACAAGGUGGCUGCACGUGCUGUCGUGCAGUAGCAAGUGGCUGGCAUUGUAGCAUAGCCUUCGGCAUCUGCUAG
This is a messenger RNA of Symbiodinium natans, 3336 nucleotides long. The record is from the annotation of a GenBank genome assembly. NCBI's taxonomy places the organism in Eukaryota, Dinophyceae, Suessiales, Symbiodiniaceae.